Molecule: messenger RNA, 4487 nt
Organism: Haplochromis burtoni (Burton's mouthbrooder)
Lineage: Eukaryota; Metazoa; Chordata; Actinopteri; Cichliformes; Cichlidae
Gene: gpc6b
Product: glypican 6b
Exons: 10
Coding region: 412-2106 (564 amino acids)
Biological process (GO): cell migration; regulation of protein localization to membrane; regulation of signal transduction
Cellular component (GO): extracellular region; synapse; cell surface
Source: RefSeq, a predicted model, not a curated record
UCGAUUCCACUCCACGUUUUGUGUCCCGCUUUUGCCCUGCCGGUGCAUCUGAACACACAGCGCUCUCCUCCACAGAGCAUUUCCACUUCAACGCAGCUACAAUGGGCUUUCUUUGCUGAGCGAAGUUGAGUCAACAAGCCGGGAAACGCGCUCCUUGGAUUCAUGUGGCACCUUUACGCUCACAGCUUUCUUUUCUACUGCGCCGAGGGACUUUCAACUGAACUCGGUGGCGAUACAAACCCGUUGUGCUUUGGGGGAUGUGUUAAGAGACUAUAGUUGAGUUUCAACCACUAAAAACGACCAGUCAUUAAAUAGUCUACCUGCGAAUCUGCUGCAGGAGGGGGGAGUUUUGCCAGCAAGCGGGACACUGCAGAGUACCUAAACAGUGAGGGAUCUGUACAGAAGUGAACGAUGCUCAGACUGGAGACCAUCAUUUGCACUUUUUCUGUGCUGUCUGUUGCGGCAAGAGCCGAAUUUAAAGCGAGGAAUUGCAGCGAGGUGAGGGAGGCUUCCAUCGCGAAAGGCUUUGGCUUCUCACAUGUUCCCCAUCAGGAGAUCCCAGGGACACAUCUUCGUGUAUGUCUUCAGGGAAACACAUGUUGCACCGAGGAAAUGGAGGACAGAUUUGGCCAACAGAGUAAACAAGACUUUGAGAAUCUGGUUGAUGAAAUGAGUCACACACUGAGAAGCACCUUUGUUUCGAGACAUAAAAGAUUUGAUGAAUUUUUCCUGGAGCUGCUGGAGAACACGGAGAGGUCCCUGAAUGACAUGUUUAUGAGGACUUACGGCAAGCCUUACAUGCAGAAUGCAGAGGUCUUUGAGAACCUGUUUGCUGAACUGAAGCGCUAUUACACUGGAGGGAAUGUUAACCUAGAGGAAAUGCUUAAUGACUUUUGGUCACGGCUGCUGGAGCGUAUGUUCACACUGCUCAACUCCCAGUAUGUCAUCACUGAGGACUAUCUGGAGUGUAUCAGUAAGUACACCGACCAGCUGAAGCCCUUUGGAGACGUGCCCAGGAAGCUCAAGGCUCAGGUUACCCGCGCAUUCAUCGCUGCACGCACAUUUGUCCAGGGGCUCUCCGUUGGCCGGGAGGUAGCCCAGAGAGUGUCUAAGGUUAGCAGCACUCCAGCAUGUAUUCGAGCAGUGACAAAGAUGCUGUAUUGCCCCUUUUGUCAGAGUAUGCCAGGAGUAAAGCCUUGUAAGAAUUACUGCCUGAAUGUCAUGAAGGGCUGCCUGGCCAAUCAAGCUGAUUUGGACCCAGAGUGGAACCAGUACAUCGAUGCCAUGCUGCUGGUGGCGCAGAGGCUAGAGGGACCUUUCAACAUUGAAUCUGUCAUGGAGCCUAUUGAUGUCAAGAUUUCAGAGGCCAUCAUGAUUAUGCAAGAUAACAGUGCCCAGGUCUCCUACAGGGUUUUUCAAGGCUGUGGUCAGCCAAAACCCGCAGGAAUCACUAGGUCUGCUCGUGGUGUUUCGGAUGUGUUCAACGCCCGCUUCAGGCCCUACAGCCCAGAGGAGAGGCCUACCACUGCAACUGGCACAAGCUUAGACAGACUGAGGAUUGUUUGGAAUGCGAUGCAACACAGUGUGGUUGACAUAAAAGAGAAACUAAAGGACUUCAAGAAAUUUUGGUCCAACCUGCCUGAGGCGAUGUGUGUAGAAGACAGAGUGACCGCUGGAAAUGCCAGCGAAGAGGAGUGCUGGAACGGACACACCAAGGGCAGGUACUUUCCUGAGGUCCAAAAGGAUGGCCUUACCAACCAGGUGAAUAACCCUGAAGUGGGUGUUGACAUCACACGCCCAGACACACUCAUCCGUCAGCAAAUCAUGGCUCUGAGGGUGAUGACUAACAAGCUGAAAAAUGCCUACAAUGGCAAUGAUAUCUACUUUCAAGACUCAAGCGAUGAAGGCAGUGGCUCAGGCAGUGGCAGCGGCUGCACAGAGGUCUGCCCCACAUACAUGGACGGUACGGCUGCAACUGAAAUCCCCGUGGUGAGAGCCGACCGGAGCGGGCCUGUGGAUAACUCUGCCCCGCUCUGUGCACCGUCUGUAGCACUGCCAACCAUGCUGGCCCUUUCAGCCUUGGCACUUCAGCGACAGUGGAGAUAAUGCUAGAGGAACAGGCUAAACAUGGACAGCAGGGGUUUGUUUUUUUUCCUUUUUUUCCCCUUUUUUUUGCAGUUUUUUGUAUUCAGGCAGAUUGGAGCAGACAGCAUUCAGACUGCCAGCUUCAAGGCAAGAAGAGUCUGCUCUGAAAAAGAGAGCAGUCAAGCAUCAUGAGUUCCCACUUUCCCAAAGAUUGUGCAGUGCCAUCCUUAGACUUGAUAUGUUUUGGCAUCACUUCACCAUCUAACAGCGAUGCCACCCCUACUAACUCUGCUUCUGAGAUUUUAGUAAAGGUAUUAUUGUAGGUCUUAAUGUGGAAAAAUAUAACACGCACUUUGAUUGUUUUGAUUUUUUUUUUAUUGCAAAAAAAAUAGUUUAUUGUGUGUUGGAAAAAAUGUUGAGAAUGUGGUCAUUUUAUACACGUAUUAUUUUUUUAAAGCAAAGGAUCCUUUGAUUUGAUCUGAAUGGAACAUGUGGUUUUAACUGACACCUUAUUCCAUUGUCAUGAACUUAUGUGCCAACUAUUCAUUUCUGAUGAGAAGCGUAAUGCUGUCAUGUUUAUUUUUAGAUCAAAUGCAGCUUCUAAAUUGUGUUUCACAAUCAUUUUAACUGUGUCAUAUGGAAAGAUUGUAGUUAAACUAUGUCAUGGGUUGGUUAUGCAUCUGCACAGCUUUUAGCUAUUCUCUUAAAAACCUUUCAGCAGCUGCAUUGUGCUUAAAGUCACUGUUAGGGUUAAGAUUGACAUUUUAUAUACUAAUUUGCCUUGCAGCAAAUUCAUUAUGUGCAAAAAUAUUCUCAUAUCAAACUGGAUCCUUAGGCUUCAAGAGUAGAUAGCCUGGACAGAUUUAUUAUGGAGCAGUUACUCACAUUUAGAGAAGGUGCCGCUAAUAUAUGGGUUAUGCUGUCAAGGUAGAUGCUGCCUCUGCAGCGUUGUGGUGUGCAUGUCCUGGUAUAAAAUAUAUUUAUACCAUGUCAAAUAUUGUGAUUGAUAAUAUAAUUAGUAAGUUAAGGGUUGCACAAUGGGUCUCAUGCAACCACUAAAAUGCAAACUUGUCAGUAAAACUAAUCAAAACUAAUCAAAUACAAAGAGGUGUUUAAGUGCUGCAUACAAGUGUUCUUCUCACAGCACAGAGGAGGUCAUGUGAAGUCACUGAAAAGCAGGAUUAUCUUCUUUAACUGUGUAAAUGGACGUUUACCAUUUUGCACUCGAAGACCAUUACUAUCAGUUCUUGGGCUGCUGUAACCUCGAUGUUAAUUUACAGUAACUGGGGCUUUUAGCAUUUUCAAAAAAUACUCUAGAAAUAUUUACAGGAUUUUGAGAUGAUUCAUUAAUACUGUAAAUGUUGUUUUCCCUCUUAUUUUUAAGGUUCAGUAACCAAAGCAUAUUCUGUGUGUAAAUGAACACUGUAGGACCAAAACUAAAAUACUUUGUGACAGUAUUAACAAGUUGAAAUUACAAAUUUAAAAAAAGAAAGAAAAUUAUAUAUACAUAGAUAGAUAUAUAUAUAGAUGUAUAUCUAUAUACAUCUAUAUAUAAUAGUUGCAAAAGGUUAUGGAAAUAUUAUGAGAAGAAGCAGCAACAGCACAUAGUGGUUACUGGAAAUGUAAAGAAAGGGUCUCUAAAUUUAUCUGGAAAGCUUGAAUGGUUGCGUCUGCAGCACAGACAGGCUUGAAGCCGGCCACAGUCACCUGUGAAAUGAGAAUCUGUGGAGACUGGACAGAGCUGAAUGCUUCAGUGAAGUUCCUCACUAGAGCGUACUUACGGAGAAUGUGAGAGGCCUGGCCGUGCUGAGGGGGGCGGACAAAACCAGCCUGUAUGUACGUCCACUGUUCUCUGAGAGCCCGACAGGUUCAUAACCAACAGGCCUGCUAAGCUUACAUUUCCAAGGAAUUAGCCUGUAUUAAGUCCUUUGCGGCAUAUCACUGAAUAUUUGUUGAGCUUUUUCUUUAUUUCAUACGAGUCACUUUUUUAACCCACAUUUAUUUCAAGAAUAUAGAGGAAAUAUGUCAAAGUUUCAUUUAAAAGGACCCAUUAUUCUACAUUUUGAUCUCAUAAGAUGCCCUUUUUAUUGUUUUGUAUCACUGAACCUUUAAUAUUUUUGCAAUAAAAUAUUGAAAAUGGAUGUAUGGUCAGACAAAUUAUGACUCACAAAAAUGCUCAGUUUGGGUUUUUUGUUAUCUCUUUGUUUGUUUUUCAGAAUUAAUGCAUUGCUGUUUGAUUUCAAAACUAAUGAGGAAAGGUUUCUAUGGGGUUUUAAAAUAAUUUCAAACUGAGGUUUGAAGAACUAGUUGAGCAAAUAUGCCUUACUGUUUUUGGUGCAAUUAAGAUUAUUGCAUUUUUGUUUUAUUGCUGUUCUUGAGAAUAAAUUCUUAUUUAAAAAAAA